UGGAUGAGCUGCCUUUGCAACCCCCACGAGGUCCUGGCCGUGGGCCUGGUAGGGGACGGAGACCUGGCGGUGGUCAUGGACCAUGGGGUUUUGACAUGGCACCCCUUGCUCGAACUGGAAAUCUAGAAUGGUUGCGUGCAGCUUCGCGAUAUCACUCGACCGUCCAACCUCAUCUGUCGCUUUCCUACCACCAAAUGGUCUCCUUUUACCAUCCUCGUUAUCGUAGCUUGGUCCCCAGCCGGUCCGGGAAACUCAUGCAAGAGCAUUUCUUAUGGGAACACGUUUCAGACGACGACGUUGGUACUUUCCUGGAUGAGUUAGACUCAGUCAUUCGUGCUGAUUUACCUGGGACUAGCUUUGACUGGCAAGCCGCAGCGAUGGAUAUCGUGACAUUUUGGGCGGAUCGCAUCGCACAAAUUCAGAAUUUACUGGAAGCUGUCAAUAGUACCUCAAACUUGACCCACAUCGUCACGACUGUGCAGCAAUUGUCCUACUCGCCUCUUGAUCCUUUCAUCGCCUAUGGUGAAGCACUUAAUGCUUCGGGGCAUGAAAUUGUAUUCAAUGUCCGCUCCUCUCCUAUGAUUGUUCGCGGUACUAUAACCCCGAAUACCACCGCACUUGAACGAUGCACAUAUUCCGCCACGGAAUUUCUCACCGAACCGGAGCUUCAGAUCCUCAUGACGAAUUCAGAACACAUUUUGAAGACAAGUAUGGAGACUAUACUCGAGCGGAUCUGCAAUGACUUUGGAAUACUUUUCGCCGAGAGCACAGAUUUGACGGACUCAGUCAGUUAUCCGACGUACAUAUCUGCGUGGAAUAGCAGGAUAAAUUCAUUAAUGAAAUGGUUGGAGUGGUCUUCGUGGCUAAGAUGCGAAGAAGUUUGUGAUCUGGAUAGCGUAUGUUCAAUGCCGGUAUGGCCUAUUGCAUGGAGCGGUGGUCCAUUUGGAAGGCCCGGCAGAGAUUCAGACCUCAAUCUUUUGCAACCGACUUGUAGGCGAUUGACUAUAUGAUUAUCUGGCAUAUACAUAGGAUCACCCGGUACUGUAUAUGUAUGCAU
Messenger RNA from Lentinula edodes (shiitake mushroom), 1057 nucleotides. RefSeq lists its product as uncharacterized. The coding region runs from base 96 to 1010 and encodes 304 amino acids. NCBI's taxonomy places the organism in Eukaryota, Fungi, Basidiomycota, Agaricomycetes, Agaricales, Omphalotaceae. The transcript is spliced from 2 exons. The record is from RefSeq and is a predicted model, not a curated record.